This is a messenger RNA of Mycotypha africana, 1649 nucleotides long. Its product is annotated as FAD binding domain-containing protein. The transcript is spliced from 6 exons. Bases 175 to 1347 code for a protein of 390 amino acids. Gene Ontology annotation, molecular function: FAD binding. The record is from RefSeq and is a predicted model, not a curated record. Lineage: Eukaryota; Fungi; Mucoromycota; Mucoromycetes; Mucorales; Mycotyphaceae.
UGCGGACGGCACACAUUCAGUGGUACGAAAGGGUCAGUCUGAUUGGAAGUAUGAAGGUUCUGCUAUAUCAACACGCUUUGCUUUGGCGGAUUUGCAUGUGUACGGAGAGAACUUGGAACGCUUUAGAGAGAGAGGAAAUGCUUUUAUGAAGGGAUAUAGUAAAAGGUACUUGGUAUGGUUCGUUUGAAUCCAAUGAAAUCGACUGACAAGGACAGGCAUGUGUUCAGAAUAUUCGGAAACUUGGAGGCCUACAAGCAUGAGAAAGACUCAGAUAAUAUUUCGCAUGGCUUACAAAAGCAAGAAGACCCCUUGUCGUUGGAUUUCUUUCAAAAAUGGGUUGAUGAGAUGGCCGCACCAUUCAAGUUUGAACUUAAAGAUUUAAUAUGGUCCUCUAAUUUUAGAAUCAAUGAAAGAAUAGCUAAUAGCUUCAGAAGAGGAAGAGCUUUUUUGAUUGGAGAUUCGGCACAUUGUCAUUCACCAUUCGGCGGCCAGGGGAUGAAUAUGGGGCUUCAAGAUGCUGACAAUCUUGCGUGGAAGUUGUCUUACGUCUUGAGAGGAAUUGCUACCGACUCUGAAAGAUUGUUGGAUUCUUAUAAUGCCGAGAGAGAGCCUCGUGUAAAAGCCACUAUUAAGGCUACCAGUGUUUCAACAGAGACAGCGACAUCAGCCAGUCCUUUAAUGGCGUCUAUGCGCUUUGCUCUCAUGUCUAUGAUAUUGAAGAUACCACAAAUUCGAACUAAGAUUUACAAGACCGUUAUGCAACAGGAUAUUACUAUUGACCCCAAAAUUGAAGGAUGCAUUUUGGGUACCUCUGAUAAAUCAUUGAUUCAGCCCGGUCAGUUUUUACCUGAUACGGGUAAUCUCAGACCUGUUCUCAUCCAGCAUAAUGGUGCACUACAACGUAAAACCCUUCGAGAAAUCUUAAUCGGUCAGCAAAACCUUUCAGCCAUAUAUAUCGGUACUUGUCCUGGUGCAUCUACACCUAACAGGGAGUUGCUGGAGAAAUUUUGGAUAGCUACAAGAAGAUAUUCCAAGUGUAUUCAUCGUUUAGUCAUACAGUCACUAUGGUACUCUCAUCUAAGCAACACUCUACCCGAGUUUGUUUCAGAGGACGAAAAACUUUCAGAGCAGAACUCUUUUUGGUGCGAGGAAAGAAUUGAUAAUCCUAUUUCUCUUACGAACCGUGUUGGAUUAUAUUCUUGGCUCAUGUCUUAUACGGCAAGCGCAAUAGCGCCCGCUGUUAUUUUGAUUGUUCGUCCUGAUUUAUACGUUGUUCAGGCUAGAUUGGUUUCCAAUGAAAACGAAUUAAAUUCUGCAUUAGCUUAUUUCACGACUAUCAUAACUUAAACAGUUACACUUUAUCCCCAAUUGUAACAUUUCUUGAGUUCAAGACUGGUAGACAAAUACCAGUGAUUUCGUCAUCAUUCUGAAAGAGGAUUAGAAAUUGCUAGUGAUAGAAAACUAAGAAAAAAGUGUGCAAAGACACCAGUCUUCUUCGGUAAUGAGAUCUUAUAGCUGACUUGCGCCUGGAACAACGAGACGAGUUGACAAGGAUGUAAGCCAAUUCGAAGUAGUUUGAAUGAAUAAAGUUUCAUUUUAAUGAGUUUCUACACCCAAAAGGUAAGUUCUUAAUGAAAAUUACCUGAUGG